Messenger RNA from Plasmodium inui San Antonio 1, 1065 nucleotides. RefSeq lists its product as hypothetical. Gene Ontology annotation, cellular component: nucleus. The transcript has a single exon. Gene Ontology annotation, biological process: interstrand cross-link repair. The record is from RefSeq and is a predicted model, not a curated record. NCBI's taxonomy places the organism in Eukaryota, Apicomplexa, Aconoidasida, Haemosporida, Plasmodiidae. Bases 1 to 1065 code for a protein of 354 amino acids. Gene Ontology annotation, molecular function: single-stranded DNA 5'-3' DNA exonuclease activity.
AUGCUGACGACGUAUAACAUAAUAUGGAAAAAGGAGGAGGGCGAAAACGUGAAAAAUGAUAAGCAGUGCAAAAUCGUGAGGGUCCCGUCAACAGAAACCGCACACAGCGACAACCCAUCGCCCAUCUCCGAAUUUGACCAAUUGGUGAACGACGUGGAGGACCUGUUAGAAGAGCAGCAAAUUAACGAAACGGAAAAAUUAUACAAAGAAUCCAAGUCCCCAAAUGAAAAGUUCAACAAAAAAAAUAAGUUAAGUAUCACGGAUUUAUCAGCCCAGCUAUGGUGUGAACAACAACUGGAGUUAGUUCUAACAACAGGGAAAAGGAGAGAAACGGAAGCAAUGCGAUUAGGUAUAGAAAGACAUGAAGUGCUAGAAAAAGCAGAUCAUCUCAUAAUUGAUGUGGAAGUGAAUACUAGAGAAGAGUCUCUAGGAUACCGCCUGCUGAACACAAUUACCCUGUUGGGACAAUUAUAUGAAUAUAAGAAGGCAAGAGAAGUGUGGGUUUUUGGUAUCAUUAGAGGCUACGUAUUAAGAGGAAUAAUUGACGAAUUAAGAAUUGAAUAUGAUAACGUUUCCAGGAGGGAAUAUUUGAUUAUUUCUGAUACGAAAACGAGGAAGGAAAAGAAGGAGCCAAGUCUUGCUCAGAAGAGGACGUCCGCCAUACAAGUACAAACGUAUUGCCUACUUCUACAGCAUUUAAGGAAUGGAAAGGCUGACUUUAAAAAGCUGUUUGAAAUAUACGAAUGCGAUCCGAUGUUUGAAUUCACCGCUAUUGAUUUGGUAAAAUAUAAAAACUUGGAAAAUUUAUCCAAAGUAGUCAAUUGUCUCUUUCUCAGACUUCCAAAGAUUAAAGAAGAAAUGGAGAUUGUGUAUGAGCACCAAGGGGUUGAAUUUUCUCGAAAUCACAUCCCUUAUUUUUACCACUCCACUUUGUAUACUAUUAACAUUUUGUUGGAUUACUGGGACGGCAAACGCUCCAGCGACGUGGUGGAGAACUCCGACAAGUGGAAGUGCAAGUUUUGUGACUUCGUCAGGAACUGCGUCAGGUGCCCCCUGGACGCCUAA